UCGGUAGAAUAUUUCUCCUUAAAAGUUCGUUAUCAGGAAGUUGUCAUUAUUGGAAAUUUUUUUCUUAAAAGUGUUAAGGAUGAGAGUGAAACUCGUUAUCCUGAGUUUAAUCUUUAUGAAAUGUGGACCGAGUUGUGGCUACGAAAUCUUCGAAUUGAAUAUAAAUCACAAAUAUGAAAUCGAGGCGAAUGUCACGAUCAUUCCUGACGUACACAAAAGCGAGGAUGAACCGACGCAUUGGACUAUUCGAGGCGUGUUGAAUGUUCAAAGAGUCGAUGCAGUCACACUUGCAAUGCAAUUUAAUCCUGAUACGAAUGUGAAUGCAAAUGAAAUUAAGCCACUAACGGAACCUUUUAAAAUAAAAUCAUUAAGCGAGGAAGAAUCUUCGGCUUACCUAAUGCAACAUCCCCAGAAAGUGCUUGAAUUUUAUAAAAAGGAUCAAUUGUGGUCGACAAAUAUAAAACGCGGCCUUUCAAGUCUAUUUCAAAUCGAAGGAAAUUCACAGAAAGGUGCUUUUGUGUCAAAUGAAUUUGGACUUUAUGGAUUGUGUCAAACUGAAUAUUAUGUUGUGAAUAAUUCGGAUACGUUAAUGAUAUCCAAGAUUUAUGACAUGGAUCGAUGUCGUCCUUAUCCAGGCGGAAUCUUCGAGGUUCGUUCCAACAUUCCUUUGAAUUUAUGUGAAGAAAAACAACCGCUUGCAGCAAUGACGUCAAGAUUAGGCGAAUAUAAAUUGAUAAGACUUGAGAAUUCAAAAUAUUUACUCAAAUCUAUUAAAGCCGAGACGAAAAGCAAUGUCCAAGCAACUGAGUCAUACUAUCCACAAUUUAUUUUCACAAGAAUUGUGGUGGAACUCUCGUCACAUGAGUCAAUCACUGAAGAUAACAAAAUUAUGUUUAAUGAAACGGAGAAAACAAUUUUAAGUGAUUUUACGUACGUGCCACCAACGAAUGAAGCAACAGGUGGUCGUGCUCCGAAAUCUUCCGACGAAAUUGUAGAAAAUGCUGUUAAUUUACUCACGUUACUGGCUGAAAGACUUGAAGAUGUUCAAUUGAAUUUUGAUGAACCUUACAAUGAUUACAUCUCUGAAAUUGUUAAAUUAAUUGAGACGAUGGAUUAUGACACUUUGAAGAAGCUUUACGAUCGAAUUGAUAUUGGAACGUCUUACAUUCAAGAAACGUCGAGAAAUAUUUUCCUUGAAGUCCUUCCCAGAGCUGGAACCGCGUCUUCUGUGUUGCUAACAAAAUAUUUAGUCAUAGGGCAACAUGUUCGAACGACAACCGCUGUGCAACUUCUUAUCUCUCUUCCUUUCUUCAUAUCUGAAUUAUCCGAAAAUUUAGUUAAAGAAUGUGAAGAAUUCUUGCACGUUGGAAAUGAUCGACCGGAUGUUAAACAUUCAGCAGUUUUAAGUUAUGCUACGAUAAUUUACAAAGCAUUCGUUGCCGGGGCCAUUAAUGCAGAUCAAUUUGAGAAAUAUGUGAAGAUUUAUUUUGAUCUUUUCUUGAACAGCUUUGAUUAUGAGCAACAAAUGCUUUACCUGGAAGCGAUGGGAAAUCUUCAACUCGGUAAUGUUGCGAAUUACCUGCAGCCAAUAAUUCAAGCAGAUUACUCACAAACGACUGACAUUCGAUUCUUGGCUAUUUUUGCAACAAUGCCAACAGCAUACACGAGACCUGACGAGAUUUUCGAAACUUAUUGGCCAAUUUUCUACAACAAAUCUAGUCCACUGCAACUCAGAGUGGCAGCUUUUACAAUGCUUAUGGUGUCAUCACCAACAGCUGGUAGACUUUUAGGACUUUACAAUGUUAUUAAGAAUGAAAAUUGUCCGCACAUGAUAAACUUUUAUCGAACGACAGUUUUAAGUAUUUCGGAAACAACUUAUUCGUGUUUAUCUCAUCUUAAGCGCUUGAUUGUUUACAUGCGACGACAUUUGCCAUCACAACCACUUAAGAAAUAUUGGAUAACUGGAAAUUAUAUAUUUGACUACAAAGAUAGAAAGUUUCAAUUAGGUUCGAUGCUUCAAGCGUUGUUAAUUGGAGAUCGGAAGAAAGAUUUGCCUUUGAUCAUUUUCGUGAAGUUUGACACUGAAGCAUUAGGAAGAUUCACGGGUCAAGUUGGAAUUUAUGUGAAAGCCCGUGGACUCUCUGACGCUGUUCUCGAUCGAUUCAUCAAUUUCAACUCAGAUGCAUUGAAGUUUGAAGAACUCUCGAAGAUUUUAACUUUAAUGAGAUUGCAGCCAAUUCAGUCAACUCCUUUACAUUUGGAAUUUAUUGUUCAAUUUGAAGGCAAAUCUGUUUUGUCUUUUUACUUGAAUCAAACAACUUUCUACAAUCUCACUGAAGGCGACCUUAUCAAUCGCAUUAAUAUUCUUCUACGUGCCGACAGUCACAUUAACAUGCAAAUUGUGAGACGACCUUUCAUGAUAAAGCACAAAUUUUCGACAUUGAUUGGUACACCAGCCGACAUUUUCAUCGAGAGUACGCUUAUUGCUAGCAUGCGUGGUUCUACUCUGCAAAAUCUUGCUAAGGAAAAGAUUGUACGAAACAAUCAAAUCGAUUUUCGAUGUUCAUCAUAUGCAGUUGCUAAAAUCAGAAGCUACAAUCCAUUGGAAAACAUUGAAUAUUCAACAAUUCGUGAACAAGGCUUCGUCAUUCAUGUUCCAUUGAACAAUGAAAUAAUUCUGAAUCUAGCAGAAAAAUCAUUGACUUUCUCAUUAUAUCGGAAAGAUUCACUCACAUCGGGUUUUGCACUAAAAUCUCGGACAAUAAAUUUCGCUGGGACAAGACAUGUAACGAAGGAAACCAACGGUGUCCCCAAUCACGAACUAAACUUGGAGGAUAUUGGAGUCAACAUUAAAAUUGGUCACAAUGUCGAAUCAUCAAAAGAGAAUAUUUUGUUUCUAUUCGAAACUGACGUGCUUGACAAUGCAAAAGUCUUCACUCGAGCGCCUUAUUCGAUCAUGCAAAACAUUCUCACGCUCGUUUCGAUUAUUCAACUCACAUCUGUUCACAUCUCACGUGAUAAACAUUUAACAAUUUUAUUAACAAAUGAACCAAAUUCAAAGCUUGAAGUGAACAUACGAUGGACAACUGAAGAUUUCUCACAAAACUCGAAAGCACCAGAGAAAAACGUCAUUAAAGUUGAUUGCACUUUAUUGCAUUUACUUGAUUUUAAUGAUCCACAUCCACAACAGCUUCAUAAAUGGGAAUUCACAUCGAAAUAUUCUACUUUCAAAGACAGCAAAAUAAGCAAAGCGUUAAUGUCAUUAAAUAGAAAAUCAAGAAAUAGUGAAAAGUGGAAGUUGUGUGUCUCCGGAUCACUAGAAGAGUCUGAACAUUUGAAGAAACCGUUUAUGUUGACAAGUAAUAUUGUGUUUGGUAUUCAGGAAGGUUCAUCAAAGAAGUGUCCUAUCGAUAAAUCAAAGAUUGAGAUAGCAUUGUCGAUUGGAUCAUCUGCAAAUGCCAAAGAAAAGUAUGAAGAUUUGUUGUUGCCGGACGAAGAUAAAUGUACAAAAGAAAUUGUCAAGUUUUCACCGAUUUUACUAUCUGCAAACUGUAAAAAGAAUCAUUUUAAUAACAUUUUAGCCAUCACUGAUUACAACUUAAAUAUGACAUUUGAAAGGAUGCCUGAACAAUUUUACGAUAUCUCAUCGAGAUUCGAUCAUAUUCUUUCAGCAGUCCUUCCAGGAAGAAUCGACAAAUUGAAUGUGUCGGAGAAGUUUGAGCUUUCAUUGAAAUUACCAACAAUUGAAAGCGAAGAAACAAAUAUCACAAUCAACAACAUAACAGCAAUGUUUCCAUUAAGUUAUGAAAAUAGUUACGGAAACAUGGAACAAAUUUCUGUUGAUUAUGGGAUGACAAGCAUUUGCAGUCUUUAUAAAAAUAACUUAAACACUUUUGCCAGUAAAUUUAUAGAACUAAAUGAAAAAUUACAAAAGGAUUAUUCAAAUAAUAAGGAAUUGCUUGUUGUCGGUGAAUGUUCUGAUUCUCCUCGACUUGCAGUGUUUGUUGAAUUAAAUGACGACUCAAAGAACUUUUCAAAAGUUAAGAUUUACACUGGCGGUCAUUACAUUACAAUGAAAGCUGAGGGACAACCAUUGAUAACUUUUGGCAAUCAAUCUUAUGAUUUAAAAGAAUCUGCAUUUGAAUAUCCUCCGUUUCAAAGUGAUUUCAAGGUUCAUUUCAAAGACGAUUUAAUAGUCGAGAUUGAGAACUUCCUGAUCGACGCUAAAAUUCAAUACAACAUGCAGAAUCUUCUUUCAAUUUCUCUUCCAACCGUGAUGAAAGGAAAACUUUGCGGCUUAUGCAAUAUUUAUAAAAAUGAGAUAUCAACGUUGAUAAUAGAAUAUAGCAGCAAAAUGGAGCAAAUAACAGAUAGAAGUGAAAACACAUUAGUUAAAUCAGAGCUGUAUUUUCUUAUUGCAAAAUUUCUAUUAAAUUCACCUUUCAAAGAUGUAGCUCAGGCUUUUAUUCAAAAACUGCAGGAAUUACAAGAACUCCCGGAGCGUUUGGAUUGGACAGGUCAGACCCAUCGCCAAGGAUUCGAUGAAUUGGCAUCAAAAUUCAGACAUAUUGGACCCCAACAUCUUCUGGAAAUAUGCUCAAGACUUCCAACGCUUUUGGAGCAAGAAUCUUCACUACUGCCAACAGUAACCGGACUAAUUUCACUGACUGGUGCUGGUCGACAAAGCCUGUUAAGAACAAAAGAAAGCAUCUCAAGACCACACAAUGCUCUCGGUUAUUGUACAAGAAUUCAUGGUGCACCAUUAUUUGAUGUUUUAAAUCGUAGUAACAAUCACAGCAUUGUAAAUGUUUUGCAUGGACGACAAUCUGCAGGUCCACUCGUUCGUCGUCAAGCGAUACCGACAAAUUUCUACAGUAAAACGUCAUUGCUUCGACAAACAUUAGGACAUUUAUCUGCCGUUUAUUGCGUGUUGUUUGAUAGAACUGGAAAAUAUAUCGUGACGGGAGCCGAUGACUUACUCGUUAAGCUUUGGAGUGCCAUUGAUGGACGUUUGCUUACAACAUUUCGUGGUGCAUCGGCAGAAAUAACUGAUAUAGCAAUAAAUCUUGAAAAUACGAUGCUUGCUGCUGGAUCCAUCGAUCGAGUUCUUCGUGUGUGGGAUUUACAAACAGCAAGUGUCAUUGCAGUUCUCUGCGCACACAAUGGAAUGAUCACAUCAGUUAACUUUUGUCCUAAUCCAAAGAAUGAUUUGAAAUAUCUUGUAACAACAAGCACGGAUGGUUCAGUCGCUUUCUGGCAAUAUUCACAACCACGAGGACAAAAACCAAUUUUUCAACCAAAACCAACACAAUAUCACGAGAAGUUGCGACCUGGACAAGCUCAAAUGAUUUGUGCUUCGUUUUCACCAGGUGGAAUAUUUUUAGCAGCUGGUUCAGCAGAUCAUCAUGUUCGUGUCUACAUAAUGUCAGAAGAAGGUGGACCGAAAAGAAUUCUCGAAGUUGAAUCACACACUGACACCGUCGAUUCCAUUCAAUGGGCUCAUUCAGGUCUAAGAUUUGUGAGUGGAUCAAAAGACGGCACAGCACUUUUAUGGCGAUUUGAGACACAACAGUGGAAACUUGAAAAGCUUAAUAUGAAUGAUCGAUUACCGACAUGCCCACCAUCCGAAGGAGUCGUUGAUCCAAAGAAAGGACUUAAAGUUACAAUGGUGUCAUGGGAUCGUUCUGAUGACUGGGUUGUGACAGCUGUGAAUGAUCAUACGAUCAAAGUUUGGAACACAAAGACUGCAAAACUUCAUAAUGUCUUGCGAGGACAUACUGAUGAGCUUUACGUUCUUGAAUCUCAUCCAAAAGAUCCGCACGUUCUCCUUUCUGCCGGCCAUGACGGUCAACUCUUUCUCUGGGACAUUUUCAAAGGUGAAAAGCUUGCCAGCUUUGUGAAUACGAUUGAGGGACAAGGACAUGGAGGAAUUUUCGAUGCUAAAUGGUCACCAGAUGGAACAAUCAUAGCAGCAACAGAUUCACAUGGACAUAUUCUAAUGUUUGGAUUUGGAACGGGACAUUCACGAUUGAAAUCGAUGCCAAAGGAAUUAUUUUUCCACACAGAUUAUCGUCCUUUGAUUCGAGAUGCAAAUUAUUAUGUGCUUGAUGAGCAAACGCAGUUAGUUCCACAUUUGAUGCCGCCACCGUUUCUUGUUGACGUUGAUGGAAAUCCAUACCCGCCAAUUGUCCAGAAAUUGGUGCCUGGAAGGGAAAAUUGUCCAAGUGAACAACUCAUUCCUGAUAGUGUCGUUGGGGAAGGCUUUGAAGCUGAAGGUGGCGGUGGUGGCGGUGCUCGCUCUGAAAUCGACUUACUUAUAGAGGCUUUAGCGAAUCGACAAAAUAAUCAACAAAAUGGUGAUGUUAAUGACAAUCGUAAUCAACGUCGUGAGAGUAUUGGAUCACAUAAUAAUAAUAACAAUAACAUUAACAAUAAUAAUAAUAAUGGACGUCUUGCUCCAGUCGUUCAACAUUCGCCAUCAUCAUCAGGGAGAGCAGCAGCAGGGAAUGGUAUAAUUCGUGAUCAGAACAUUAAAUAUACUCGUCGCAUGUAUGUGAAGCCAGUGAAGCAUGCAAAUCUUCAUAUGAUGAAGCAAGUUGUUUACAAUGCUGGCAUACAAGAACAAGACGCAUAUCGACGUGAAAUGAAGAAGAGACCGUUGAUGAUAAACACGAGUAAUCCAAGUAGUAGUUCAAUGAAUGGUCCACCAAAGAAAGCUGGUCGUGGUGGAAGACGACAAAGAAUGGCUGGUGAAAGAAAUCAAAACGAGCCUGGCACGUCUGCUUCUGCAUCUGUUGUUGCUAUUGCUGCAAGUGGAUCUUACAACACAACAAACUAUAAUAAUCGCACAACAACAUCAAGAAUAUCAGCGACAGGUCGACCGAGACGACAUCAUAUCGAUGACGAAGAAGAAGUAAUUUCAUCAUCAAGUGAAACAUCGAACAGUUCCGACUCAACAGCUGUCGAAGAAGAUUUAGAACUGUCAGGAUCGUCAAGUUCCGAUAGUGACAGUUCUGAAUACUCAGAUUGGAUUGAUGUCGAAGAUCAACAAAAACUUCAACCACCAAAACGAUCGAAGAGAAAGCCCGUCGAACGACGAACAUUUUCACCAGCUGAUUCAGAUAGCAACACAACAGGAAGAAAGCCGGGACCAAAUCGAAAGAAGAAAGUUCCGCUAUUACCAAACGGCGAGAUUCCAGAUGAAUACAAACCACCGGAAUGGCUUUCCGAAGUGAUUCCCAAGAAGGCUCCAUACUACCCUCAAAUGGGCGAUGAAGUUGUUUACUUCCGACAAGGCCAUGAACGAUAUUUUGAAUGUGUUACUAACAAAAAGCUUUAUCAAUUAAGUGGAAAAUAUGAGCCGUGGCAUCAACUUGAACUUCGUGAACAUGAAUUUUGUAAAGUCAUUGGAAUCAAAUAUGAAAUUCGUCCGCCACGUUUGUGUUGUUUGAAGCUCGCUUUAAUGACUGAUAAUGGUAAUAUGACGAAUAAACAUUUCACGAUUAAAUAUCACGACAUUCCUGAUGUGCUCGACUUUAUUGUGUUGAAGCAAACAUUUGAUACGGCGAUAAGUCGGAAUUGGGGACCGGGUGAUCGUUUUCGUUGCAUGAUUGACGACAAAUGGUGGUCGGGAGAGAUUGAAUGUCAUCAAGCGUUACAGAACGAAUUCCCAGACUCAUUAUUUAUGUGCUUUAAGAUUCGUUGGGAUAAUUCGGAGUAUGAGUUUAUGAGUCCAUGGGACAUGGAGCCGAUUGAUGAAGAUCGUGCACCAACAAAUCCUGGAGGGUCAAUGCCAGUACUUCCAGAAGAGAUUCAAGCGACACUUUAUCGUCCAAAGAAGGAAGAAUGGCCGAGAGGUGAUCGUGAAGGUUCAUGUCGAAGAAUUGUUGCUGGAUUGGAGCAAGUCAUGGGACUAGCAAUUGCUGAAGCUUUUCUCACACCUGUCGAUCUUAAUGCAUAUCCAACAUACGCUUUUGUGGUUGAAUAUCCAAUUGAUCUUGCAACAAUUAAAUCGAGAUUUGAGAAUCAUUUUUAUCGUCGAAUUACUUCAGCUCAGUUUGAUGUGCGAUAUUUAGCGACAAAUGCUGAAAAGUUUAAUGAGAAGCACAGCAACAUCGUGAAAUAUGCAAGAAUCAUCACAGAUUUAUGUUUGAAAAUUUUAAGAGAUUACAAUGAUGUUGAUGUGCCAGCGGUUUAUCAUCAAUUUCUUGAUACUUAUGUAUCGUCAGCAAGUGAAGAUGAAAAUCAACCAGGACCAUCAACCAGUCGUGCUUCUGGAGCUGCUGCUUCAGCUGGUUCAUCGAAUGCUUUAAAUGGAGGAUCAAGACGUUCACGGCGACUCGUACCAUCGAGUGGUGAUUGGCGAAUGCAGUGUCGAGAAUUACUUCAAAUGAUUUGGAAUCAUAAUGACUCGGAACCAUUUCGACAGCCUGUUGAUUGUGUUCAAUUUCCUGAUUAUCUUCAAAUCAUCGACGCUCCUAUGGAUUUGCAGACAGUCAAGGAAGAGUUACUUAGCGGAAAUUAUGAGACUCCAAUAGACUUUGCUAAAGACAUGCGACUAAUCUUCCAGAAUUCACGAAGUUACAACACAAACCAACGCUCAAGAAUUUAUGCAAUGACGUUGAGAAUAUCGGAAUUAUUUGAGGAGCAAGUAAAGCCUUUAAUAUCACAUUUUAAGUCGUCUAAAAAACGUGAAGAUAAUCGAAAAAGUCCUGCGAAAAAAAAUAAAAAGAAUGGAAGACCUUCAAGAAGUAAUGGCACUGGUGGUGGUCCGUCAACUUCUCAACAAAAUCAUCAUACGGAUAAUUCUGAUGAUGACGAUGAUGAUGAUGAUGAUGGAGAGAAGCAUGGAAAAACAAAUGGAAGAACGCGAAGAGUUCAAGCUCAAUCAAAUGGCGUAUCGAGCAGUAGCAACCCAAAACCGAAGUCAAGCAAACGAUCUCGUCGUCGUCUUGAAUCAUCGCCAGAUGAAGCGUCAGAAACGACGGAAACAUCGUCAGAUGACUCAUCAGACAAUAGCGAUGAAUCAAGUGGAAUUCCGCUUGCUGAUCUUGGGAAGGCAAAUAAAAUAUCGAAAUCUAUGAAGAGAAUGGAAUCGAAACUAAAACGUAGCACAGUCUCAAGUUCUAGUCCCAAGAAAAAUUCUCGAAGUACAAAAAGACAAAAAAUUCAAUCCGAAGAUGUUGAAAAUGAAAGUGAAGAGAGUCAAAGUGGACAAUCGUCAAAUCAUGAGCCACAAACAUCAACAUCACGUCGAAGUAGUAAUCGAAAUGCAAAGAAACGUCAAAUCCAAUCAAGUUCUGACGAUGAAAGAAACGCCAAUCGUAAUAGCCAAAAUGGCGAUGAAGGGAAAAGAAUUCGCCGACGACCGAAGAGAUAUGAAAGUGAUCAAAGCUUUCAUGUUGAGAAUUCACAUCGAAAGACUGCCGAUUCAGAUUCCGAUAAGCCACGAGCGACAAGAGAAAGUUGCAAGAAGAAGUUUGUUGAGUGGGCGUUAACAAGUGAAGACGAUAAUGACGAUGACGACGAAGAUUUCGAUCAAAAACCACAAACAUCGUCACAAUCAAAGAAACGAGCAGCACGAAGACGAUCAGGAAGAAAGAAAGUCAUUCGAAGUGAUUCCGAUCAAACAGAUGACAAAAAGAUGAAACCAGCGCCAUCAAGAAAGUCUGCCAGAUCUCAAUAUCGAAUGUCAAACUCUCAAUCACAUUCACAAGACGAUGAUGACGACGAUGAUGGAAGUGAAGAGUCACAUGACGGGCAUCGACAGAACUUACCAAGUACAAGCUCAAAUAUUCGAUCGAGUAAUCGUUUUGGCAACUCAACAGCUACGACGACACGCUAUGGUGGAAGGAGCAGUCAAGGAUCAUUAACUCAAGCUUCAUCAUCAAGAACUACGAGAAGUUCACAGAAUCAAAGCUUGUCAGCUCGUAACAAUGAUCAUAAUUAUGGGGAACCGGGACCGUCGUCAUCAGGAGGAAAUGUUGCAGCACCGCCACGUCAAACACGAAGUACAAUCUUAUCUCGUCAUCAGAGAAAUGCUGACGAAUUGGAUCGCAGUGGAUUGGAGGAAAGUCCACUAAAUCAAACUGUUCAAAAUACUCGACUGUUGCGUCUACGGCGUGCUAAUCUUCGUGCAGCACCAACGCCGACAAGUAACUUUGAAGCUCUUAAUGGCAUUCGUCGCACAAUGCGUGCUCGUGUCACAUUAAAUUAUAACGAAGAUGCUGAAGUUGAUGAGAAUGAAAUUGGUGAGAGUCGCGCGAAUUUCCAAUCAAGUCAACAAAACCACAACAAUUUACGGGGAAGAACGACACGACAACAACAUCAAGUAACAGAAGAAGAAGAGCACUCAGAUGAUAGCGACAGUUAUUCGGAAGAUGACAAAACACCAUUGAAGUUGGUUGCUGCUUCAAGUUCAAAGAAAACUCAUGAACAUAAUACGAGAAAUGGAAAUGCUGUGAAUCAAGUUAAAAGAGUUCUUUAUUCUGAUGACGAACAGGCUGGACCAUCGAGUAGUCGUUCAACAGCAUUAAGAAGACCAAGACGAGGUCAACAUAACGAAGACAGCGAUGAUGAGAAAUUGGGUCGUGGAACACGCUCCAGAAAGCGAAGAAUUUUAUCACAAUCGAGUGAACAUGAACAAAGCUCAAAUGAAGAAGACGACGAGCCGAGCAUCAGUAGUCGUGGUAGAUUCUAUGUUGAAGAACUUAAAGUGAUUUCAACUGUGGAUCGGAUGACAUUUAAUUAA
Clunio marinus is the source of this 10750-nucleotide messenger RNA. The record is from the annotation of a GenBank genome assembly. Lineage: Eukaryota; Metazoa; Arthropoda; Insecta; Diptera; Chironomidae.